This is a messenger RNA of Morchella importuna, 909 nucleotides long. RefSeq lists its product as uncharacterized. Gene Ontology annotation, biological process: mRNA splicing, via spliceosome. Bases 1 to 909 code for a protein of 302 amino acids. Gene Ontology annotation, cellular component: precatalytic spliceosome. NCBI's taxonomy places the organism in Eukaryota, Fungi, Ascomycota, Pezizomycetes, Pezizales, Morchellaceae. Gene Ontology annotation, molecular function: zinc ion binding; RNA binding. The record is from RefSeq and is a predicted model, not a curated record. The transcript has 2 exons.
AUGUCCGAAUACUGGAAAUCCACCCCAAAAUACUACUGCAAGCACUGCAAAACAUUCGUCGUCGACACCCCCGUCAGCAAGAAGAACCACGACGCGUCCCCCAAGCACCAAGGCGCGCUAAAGCGCUUCCUGCGCGACCUCCACCGCACAACCGAAAAAGAAGCCAACGCCGCCACCGCCGCGAAGCGCGAAGUCGCCCGCCUCAACGCCCUCGUCUCCCCCGGCUCCUCCUCUUCCUCUGCAUCUGCGGCGGGACUGCCAGCACCGACCUACAAACCGCCGGCAAGAGCAGCGACCGAAGAGGAGCGGAAGCGCCACCUCAAGGAGCUAGAGUCACUCGGUGUCGCGCUGCCGGACGAGGCGCGGCGCGAGCUGGCGAUGGUGGGGGAUUGGACGGUGGCUAAUGUCGUGGAGGCGCCGGAGAAGGGGAAGGGGGAGGUGAGCGAGAAGGAGAAGCUGCAGGGCGAGCUGAAGCGGAAGUUUGAGGAGGAGGAGAAGGAGCGCAAGUGGAACGCUAUGGAUGAGGAUGAGCGCGCGAUGCGCGGGUUCAAGAUACAGACGAAGACGUAUCCGCCGAAGAGCGGUGAGCGGGUGGGCGGGUUUCGGCCGAUGGUGUUUAAGGGGAAGGGUAAAGCGGUGGCUAUGGAGGUUAAGAAGGAAGGGGAGGGGGAGGGUGGUGCGCUGGAGGCGGUUGUCAAGAGUGAAGAAACGGUGAAAAUGAAGGAGGAGGAUGAAGCGCCGCGGAUUAAAAAGGAAGAGAAUGAAGCUGAGGGUGUGCAUAUCAAGGCCGAAGCCGAAGAAGCGCCCGCGGCGGCGGCGGAGGUCAAGAAGGAGGAGGCGGCGGAGAAUGUCAGUGAUGGUAUCGUCUUCAAGAAGAGGAAGGUAAAGAACAUUCGGAAAAAGAUCUAA